Messenger RNA from Exaiptasia diaphana, 1224 nucleotides. Its product is annotated as putative glucose-6-phosphate 1-epimerase. Gene Ontology annotation, molecular function: carbohydrate binding; isomerase activity. The record is from RefSeq and is a predicted model, not a curated record. Gene Ontology annotation, biological process: carbohydrate metabolic process. The transcript has 11 exons. Lineage: Eukaryota; Metazoa; Cnidaria; Anthozoa; Actiniaria; Aiptasiidae. The coding region runs from base 32 to 856 and encodes 274 amino acids.
GUAACCACAAGAGCACUUACACGUUUUGAACAUGGCGGAGUUUGUAUUACUCGAAACUUUAGAGGGCGACUCGGCAAAAGUACACCUACAUGGAGCCACAGUUACUUCAUGGAAGUGUAAAAAUACUGAAAUGUUAUUUGUAAGCAAAAAUGCUGUAUUUGAUAAUAAAAAGGCAAUUAGAGGAGGUAUUCCAAUUGUAUUCCCAAACUUUGGACCUUGGGAGUCUGGUCCCCAGCAUGGCUUUGCAAGAAUAAGUAGAUGGAGUGUUUGUGGUGAGCCUMAGGUUGGUAAGGAAUGUUCUUCUGCCUCUUUUGUCCUUGAAGACUCUGAAACUACUAGAAAAAUGUGGGAUUAUAGAUUUAAGCUGACAUAUACAGUAACUUUGGGAAAAAAUAAACUUACAACAAGUCUUGUAGUUGAAAAUAAAGACGAAAAGCCUUUUGACUUCACAACUCUCUUCCAUACAUAUUUCCAAGUUCCUGAUGUUACCAAGGCAACAGUGACAGGUUUCAAAGGACUCAAAUAUAAAGACAAGGUGAAGAAGGGGGAAAUGUUCACAGAAAAUAAUGAGGCAGUGACAAUUAAUAGUUGUGAAACAGACAGAGUGUAYGCUGAUACACCUAAUAAUCACACCAUUACGGGUGUAGCAGGAGGAUACACUUUAGUCUUGACAAAAGUCAACUUUCCUGACACAGUUUUAUGGAAUCCAUGGAUACARAAAGCUAAAGCUAUGUCAGACUUUGGUGAUGACGAGUAUCCAUUCAUGCUGUGUGURGAGGCAGGAUAUGUUAAUAAGCCUUAUACAUUACAGCCUGGAAGUGUGUUUGAAUGCACAUGCUCAUGUGACUGCAUGUAGAUUAGCAAUCAAUAAKAAUUUGUAAAAUUAGUUUGCCCAUCAUCGAGAAGCCCGAGUAAGAAACUUUGGAUCCCCAACAUCAUGAAACAUUGUAUUGGACCAGGUGGUCACUUCAUCUGGUUGUUUUUUGUUUUUUCUUGUUUGUUUGUUUUUUCUUUUCUUUUUCUUUUUUUCUUUUCUUUUUUUUUAGUUUGUUUUAUGCAUUCUUUUUAGGCAUUAGUGAGAAAUAGAGCAAUGCAUAGUGUCUAAUAUUAUAAUAGAGGUAGGCGCAAUGUAUUUUAUAAUUAAAUUUUGAUAGGAGAACAAUAAAAACAAAAACCAUGUAUACAUAUAAGUCAUAAUGGUCAUAAUAAAGUGUUGAAAUGGUU